Molecule: messenger RNA, 3718 nt
Organism: Macrobrachium nipponense
Lineage: Eukaryota; Metazoa; Arthropoda; Malacostraca; Decapoda; Palaemonidae
Product: glutamate receptor ionotropic, kainate glr-3-like
Cellular component (GO): plasma membrane
Molecular function (GO): signaling receptor activity; ligand-gated monoatomic ion channel activity
Source: RefSeq, a predicted model, not a curated record
UCCACCACGAAAUUCAAGGACCACCUUUAAGCUAGUUGCUCGUAAGCCAUGCGUUACGUAAUGGUGGUCAUAUUUUGCGUGACCUAUUGCCUGACCUCCUGUCAGACCAGUGACCCAGGAUGCUGGAGGUCAGUAGAGGCCGAAUCUGCUGCUGAACCGUCGAACCUGCUGGGGGAUUACAGGAACAUGGCGGAAUUCGCCGUCGAUUUCGUCAAAGUUUUAAGACUCUCCGAAGUCUUCCUCUGUCUGGACGAUGACCUUGAAGACCAAAACAUCAUGUACGUCUUUGUAUCCACGCUGGCGCGCGCUGGAAUCUUCUUUAUGAAAUGUGACCUCGCCCAAGAGGAGAUGAGACCCAGCAGCAGCAGCCUCUCAGGUCAAGUGCAAGAAUACCCAGGUCACAGAAAAUUCACGGCUGCCGUACUCCACGUGACUUCCCGCCGAAAUUUGGCCGACACCCUGGCUCGUUACCAGGACCAGGGAGUUCUUGGGGAAGAAGGGCUCACCAGCUACAUAUUCGUCGGAAGUGACUUACCCGAGUGCAAGACGAGGAGCGACGGACCGGGACACUGGUUUCACGCUCGGUUUAACAAGAGUUCGCUAUCCGGGAAGGUAGAGGAAGUCUACGCCUUCGGGGAUGACCUGGAUGACCUCACAAUGACCGUGGCCACUUGGAAGAUGAGUCCAGCGGACACCCACCCCCGCCUGACGGUUCUUCGAGAGCCCGGAGUGGGACCGAGCGACUUCGAAGGGCACGUCAUCAAGGCUGUUACAGUACCUGUAACGUUAUAUGUUUCGUCAAGAUUUCCGUCUUGCCAAUUCUUCUUCUCUCGUUGGCAGUACGAACCUUUGGUCAUUAUAAGUCAGCCAUGCAAGAGUCCUCAAGGUGAACCCUGUUCUCUCAAUGUUGAUGACGCGCGACACGGCAGCAAGAUCGACAAGAAGAAAGUUCACGGGUAUCUAAUCGAGAUUAUGGAUGUUCUGAGCAACAAACUCAACUUCAGGGUUGACCUGCGCUCACUGCCAUCGCAAGAGGCGACAUUUGGCAUCGACGAAGGAGGAGGGAAUUUCUCCGUCGUAGGAUAUCUCCAGCGAAAGGAAGCGGACGUGGCACUGUCAGCUCUGCAAAUGACCAAAGAGAGGGCUGCCGUCGUGGAUUUCACGGGGUCUAUCGCCUUUUCCAGCUACUGCCUUUACAUCAGAAGCAACGCCACGAAACAGAAUAUAGGCUGGAAGACCUACCUCAGAUCGUUCCAUUGGACGGCCUGGCUGGCAAUCCUGGUGCUGCUCUUCGUUGCCGCCGUUUGUCUGUGGGUGUCCGUCACGCGAUUCCGGGACGAGGAUCCUCACUUCAAGAAGGGGGCCAACGUCACGUUCAUCCUGUUCUCUUGCCUCGUGCAACAAGGAUCGUGGAUCUUACCGAGGACCAUCCGAACCCAAGUGAUCCUCUGGUUGUUUUGGGUCGCGAGCGUCAUCCUAUACGCUUCCUACACGGCCCGCCUCACGUCCUACCUCACGGUCUCCACAACUCUGUUCCCGUUCACGUCCUUGGGCGGGGCUGUCUCCGCCCCAGGGUGGCGAAUCACGCUACAGCGGGGCACAUCAGUCCUCAAUUAUAUCAGGUCGCAGCGCUCAAAUUCGGGAGUCUACGGAAAGAUCCACGAGAGCAUAGAGAACGACCCCGACCUCAUCGUCGCCGACAACUACGAGGGACUCCAUCGCAUCCUGACGGAGGAUUAUCUCGUCCUCCUUGCUGAAGACGUGGCCAUGAGAUAUCUGAUCAACAAUUGCUCUGUCGUUCAGAUCCCAGGCAGUUAUCUCUCAGGUUACCUACAUAUUGGACUAAGGAAACAUCUUUCUUACAGUGGUAUAAUAAACAAAGAACUAAACAAAAUGUCGGCCGGAGGAAUUCUCGACCGUGUAUCGAAACAGUGGUGGACUCAAACCAUACCUUGCUCGGAGUCGUCAGCAUAUACGGAACUGGGUUUCACGAACAUUCUGACUGCCUUCCUGUUGCUGAUUGCUGGUUAUGCCAUGUCCCUGAUAUUCCUGCUCAUUGAAUUAUGUCAGAGAGACAGACCAUUCCUUUACUCUCUGUCCGACUGUCCUGCAGACCUCGUGACUAAGUUAAGCCCUUAUUCAAAACCAGAUAAGACAUGAUUGUUCACUUUAGUUUUUAAUUCAUUCGUCUGAUUAUGAAUGUUUCAAAUACCCACUCUGGUAUAUAUUAAAAAAACAGAUCAUCAGUAACUACGAUGCUUGUAAGUACUGCAGUGUUUUAACUCAAAGUGAAAAAUUGUCUGAUUUAUAGAUUCGUUAUCAGGAUAUAACUUCGUGUUCCCAGGUAGAAAAACAUGACGAUUUUACCCUAUAUAACGAUUUUAUAGGCUGUUAUAGCUGUUUUAACGCUAUAUCUCAGAAAGCAACAUGAAAACUACAUCGUUUAGAAAUGCCUGACGUUUUUCUAACAUAGUACCUAGUUUCUUGUAAUUUUUUUUCUCUUAAAAGCGGAAAUUAAGAAUGUAAAUUAAACUAAAGUAUAAAUGCGCGAUGCCUAAAGGCACUGAUAGCCAUGUCUAAAUCAUUCGUUUAAUUAUGUCGAAAUUUGAAAAUAUCUGUAUCAAAUUCGUUCGUGCAUCGCCAGUAGUGACAUUAUUAGAAUAAUAAUAAUAAUAAGAAGAAGAAACUACUGCAUUGGCGUUAGGAAUCUUCAUGAUUUCGUUUGUGAUAAAGCCCGAGGACAUCAAUCUUAAUUAUUAUUUUUUAUUUAUAGUGUAAAUAAAGUCUAUGCAUAGUAAUUUUAAAUAGUCUUGAUCACAGAUUUUCCAACCUUCAUCAGUAAAAGAAAAACCGCUAAAUAUAAUAUAUUAAAGUUUUGUCAAAAUUAUCAAUGUUAUGAGAUUGUGUUGAAUUGUGACUUAUUUUGCAAUAUGAAAUUCCAUAGAUAAAACUCCGUCCUAAAUUUUGUGAAAUUAUGUAGAUUAAAAAACACGUGGUAUACAUUUUCUCAUAAUUAUUUCACCAUAGUUCACAUGUAAUCUACCAUAGAUGUUUUCAUACUUUCACAAACACACUUUCGAACAGUGUUGCCACACGUAGGUGGAUUCCCCUCCGGUAGUUGAUAUUUGGUGUCCGUAGGGGAUAGGGGAAACCUACGGGGGGAAAUUACCCUUGUGUAGGGGAAUUCCACUUCUUUCCCUUAUAAAUAUGUUUUUUCUUCUAUAUUCUCGAGAAAAACAAAAUUAAAUAUUAUUAGUAUCGUUGAAAAUUAUUAAAAAGCCAAGCAUAACAAUGUUAUUUUAAAAAAUCAGUGCUUUCUAGUUCUAAAGGACUGUGUUCCAGGUUCAGACGUUAUCUCAGUUUAGUUUCAGUCUAGCCAAUUCCUUAUAAGGGAUGUGAGUGGAACUUUAUUAUAAAAUGAAUUGCAUAAACGUUAUCUUCAAUUUUUUUUAAAUUAUGCCUACCAUGCCCAAAGAUAUAGGAAGGAAUGUGAAACUCUAGAAAAGCUCUUCCUUUUAAUUGUCAUGCAAGAUGAAGGAACUUUGUAAAGUACACAGACAGUAAGCUCACGAAAUUCUCAGUGAUUAAAGGAAUUUUAAAUUUACAUCGAUGCUUUUUUUGUAGUAGAAUAAUCUAACGUUUAUUUUCGUUUACGAUAAAUGUAUUAACAUUUGUCUUAGAAAUGUAUUUUCAUAAGUUACAUAGUAAACAACUUUUG